AUGCAUACUGAUCUUGCAGAAAUGAUUCCUGUCGCAACAAUGGCAAAUUUCUGGAACAUACCGAUUAUCGCUUAUAUGGCUACAGCCAAUGCUCUGUCCAACAAAAAGAUCUACAAAACACUGGUUCGUGUUUCGUUAAGAACAAUAAACACUGUUGCUGAGUCGACUGCGGCAUUUAUAAAACAUUACAAAUGGAAAAAGAUCGCGCUAAUAACAAAUACUGGCGUAUCAGCAUUCGAGAUGACUAGCGCUUUUGAGCCCAUAUUGAAGCGUUAUGGAAUAACGAUUACCAAGAAGGUUCUCUUUGAAGAGUCUGCCACAGUUCAAGACAUGGUCAGCAGUGGGCUUCUGGAUGAAAUUCGCUCGAACUGCAGAAGUGAGUGGAGAAUUCAUUUCUAG
Strongylus vulgaris is the source of this 399-nucleotide messenger RNA. The record is from the annotation of a GenBank genome assembly. Lineage: Eukaryota; Metazoa; Nematoda; Chromadorea; Rhabditida; Strongylidae.